Passer montanus (Eurasian tree sparrow) is the source of this 3142-nucleotide messenger RNA. RefSeq names its product protocadherin beta-15-like. Gene Ontology annotation, biological process: homophilic cell-cell adhesion. Gene Ontology annotation, cellular component: plasma membrane. The transcript has a single exon. Gene Ontology annotation, molecular function: calcium ion binding. The annotation marks the transcript as partial. The record is from RefSeq and is a predicted model, not a curated record. Lineage: Eukaryota; Metazoa; Chordata; Aves; Passeriformes; Passeridae.
UUUUAUGGCUUAGAGCAAAGGAUAAACCCACCUCAAAAAGAUGUUUUUACCAAGCAGAAAGAUAGCACAGGCAAACAGACAUGUCAAUGUUGCAAAUGGAAAAAAGGUCUCAGAAAUUUCCGCUGCAAAAAAAACCUGAAAAACAACUUCUAGCUGAAACUGUAACUUUUAAUGAUCGGGUAUUAGUAACAGGAAUAUGGUAAUUAUAGUAGUUAUGAUAGGCUAUAGGUAGAAGUUAAGAUAUAGAUUGGUUCUUAUGUAUUAAGAUGCUCAGCAAAGAGAAGUAUAUAAUGCAUUAGAACCAAAAUUAAAGGGUCUUCAGGCUUGCCUGGAGCUGGAGGUGACAUCUGUGGGUAGAGGCUCCACUGGCCAUGAACCUGGACUGCUGAAUCAUCUUCAAUUCAAUAAUUGAAGAUGUUUCAAUAAUUGAACUAUUUUGAAGAUCCACCUGGAGUCCAGCAAAUGUCAUUCAGGCUCUUACUAAGAAGAACUGAAAAAAAACCAGAGAUUCAGAUUGGUCAUUGCUUUCCCUGAAACCCAAAGCUUCUCAAUGGGACUAGAAAGCGGUCCACGCAUGAUUUUCUGUGUUUGUGUUCGAGAAUUUGCAUUCCAAUGUUUACCCUUUCUCCUCUGAAAUGCACUGAGCACUGUAGUGAACAUGUUCCUCUAGAGAAGGUCGGCCACCCCAUGUAGAAUAACCGUUUGUUUGAAUGAUGUCUCAGAUGCAUGAAGUACAGGAAAAGCCUCCCUCAUGCUGUGGGGUCCUGAAGUGAUACACUUUAAUGUUGUAAAUUACUAUAAAUCUGGGAUUAGAAAAUGAAAAAAAUGUGUUAGACUGAAAUAAAGAGAACACUUGACUGCUUUAGUGGAGACAGAAUUCCUUCAAGAGAGGUUCUUUCUGGGAAAGCCCUGUCAAGACAUUCCAAAAUUCUGCGUGUUAUUUCUCCCCGUGUCCCUUGACAGCAGCAGUGUUGGGUGGGUACAGCGCCUGAGUGUGGAGAUGCAGCCGGGAGAGUGUUCAUUGGCAUGCCCGUGCUGUCAGCAUCGCACUAUGUCUGUGCGGUUUCUCCUUUGGUGGAAUGCGGCGCGGUCGUUGCGGGCCGAGCCUCGUCUUUGGGCUGCCCUGGUUCCGCGGCGUUCGGUUCCCGGCCCGGUGUCCCGGCGGGUUCGCAGUCGCGGGCCGGGGCGAGCGGCAGCGCGGGCUGCGGGCGGCGGCGGCUGCAGUCCCAGCGCGCACCGCUGGGUGGUGCCCUCGGCCAAGGCGGCGCCGAGCGGCUGCGGCAGCGGAGGCGGCCGAGCCCGGAGCGGCACAGCCCGAGCGAGCCCGGCCCGGCCCGGCCCGGCCCGGCCCGGCUUAGAGCAGCGCAGCGCAGCCGGGCGGAGGUGGCAGCGGCUGCGGCAGCGAGCGCUGCCCCGUGUCCCCCGCUGCCGGGACAGCCCGGCUGCAGAGGUUGCGGAGCGCCGGCCGCAAUCUGAGGCAGCGAGGGAAGGCGCCCGCGCCGCACUUGGCCGCUUGCUUUCGGCGGGGAAUCGCCCGGGACAGCCGCCCAGAGAGCGACACCGGCCGCCGCCGCCGCCGCCGCCGCCGCGCCAUGGCGCUCGCAAGGCAAGUGCUUUGUGUGUGUGCUUUGCUGUCGCUGCCGCUCGCUCGCGCCGAGCCCAUCCGCUACUCCGUGGCCGAGGAGGCGGAAAGCGGCUCCCUGGUGGGCAAGCUGGCGGAGGAUGCGGGGCUGCCGCCGGCGCAGCUCUCGGCUCGCCGCGCCCGCCUGGUGUCGGAGGACGGCCGGCAGCAUUUUCGCUUGGAGCGCGCCUCCGGCCGCCUGCUGGUGGCGGGGAGGCUGGACCGGGAGCAGCUGUGCGGCCAGUCCGCCACCUGCAUGCUCCCCUUGGAGCUGCUGCUCUCCAGCCCCCUGCAGUUCUUUCGCGUCGAGGUGACUCUGGAGGACAUCAAUGACCAUUCCCCCGUCUUCCCCGAGAAACGAGUCACAUUUAAGAUCCCUGAAACCAGCGAAUCGGGUUCACAUUUCCCGCUGGAGGAGGCUCAGGACCUCGAUAUUGGCAGCAACAGCGUCCUGGAGUACAGCAUCUUUCCCGAGAAUGAGUACUUUAAUGUCUCCUAUGGAAGUGGGACUGAGGAUGACAAAUAUGUUGAACUUAUUUUGGAAAAGCCACUAGACAGAGAGGUUCAGGCAGAGAUGGGUUUCAGUGUUAUUGCUGUGGACGGUGGCUCUCCUCCUAGAAGUGGGACUAUUGAGAUCUCUAUUAUCGUUCUAGAUGUAAAUGACAAUGUUCCCAAAUUCACGCAAGAACGUUAUGUUGGGAAGGUUUUGGAGAACAUGCCAGAAGGCUCUGUGGUUCUGACUGUGCUGGCAACUGAUCCAGAUGCAGGAGUUAAUGGGGACAUCUCCUAUCAACUCAGCCAGGCAGUGGGACAGAGUGACUCAGCAUUUGUGAUUGAUGCCAUAACUGGUGAAAUUAAACUCACAAAACCUCUGGACUUCGAGGAGGCAGAAACUCAUGAAUUCCGUGUGAGAGCCAGAGAUGGUGGAGGACUCUCAGCUAUGUGCAAAGUGUUGGUGGAGGUGGUGGAUGUGAAUGACAAUGCCCCAGAGGUGGUGGUCAGUUCCUUCAGCAGUCCCCUCCCCGAGAACACAGUGCCCGGCACGGUGGUUGCCCUGUUCUCGGUCAGGGACCGGGAUUCUGGUGCCAACGGGAAGAUCUCCUGUGCCCUGGAGGAUGAGCUGUCCUUCUCCCUGCGGGCAGCCUAUAAGAAUUACUAUGAGCUGGUGACAGUGAGCGCGCUGGACCGGGAGGAGAGGCCUCAGUACAUCGUGAGUGUGACGGCAGCAGAUGCGGGCUGGCCUCCUCUGAGCACCACGCAGACCUUCACGGUGGAGAUCUCGGAUGUCAACGACAACGCCCCCGUCUUCAACCAGAGCUCCUACACCAUGUACGUGCGUGAGAACAGUGCGGCCGCGGUGUUUGUUGGAGCCGUGAGCGCUGCAGAUGCUGACGUGGGGCUGAAUGGCAAGGUGAGCUAUUCCCUGGCAGCAGAGCAAGGGGCGGAGCGGCCCUGGUGCUCCUGCCUGUCUGUGGACUCGGAGAAGGGGCACGUGUUUGUGCUGUUUCUAAUGGGCUUUGG